CCGAGCGACGCCCGCCAUUCUUAUUUGCUGUCAAAAGUGCUAAUGUCGCGAAGUUGUGGAUGAUUUUUUUGUUGGUUGAGGCGUAAUAACACACUAUUCGUUGUAGUUAGGAUUAUUUUACACAAUGUCUAAUAUAUCUCUUGAUAAAGACACAUUUUUUCGUCGAAUGAAAAAAUUGUAUGCGGCGUGGAAGACAGCUGCAACAGAUUCUAAAAGUGAUGAUGCCUUGGCUAAAGUUGAUUGUUUAGUUUCCUGCGUUGGAGUAGAUGAAGAUACACUUUAUAGCAAAUCAACAGCACUACAGACAUGGCUGUUUGGAUACGAGUUGCCAGAUACUAUUACAGUUCUCACAGAAAAUAGUAUGUGUUUCCUCGCCAGCAAGAAAAAAAUUGAGUUUCUCAGACAGAUAGAAAACGGGAAAGAUGAAACUGAGCUACCUCCAGUAAAGUUAUUAAUAAGAGACAGAAAUGACAAAGACAAAGAAAACUUUAACAAACUUAUACAAGAGAUCAAAAAAUCAAAAUCUGGUAAGAAUCUUGGUGUAUUUGCUAAAGACAAUUAUCCAGGAGAGUUUUGUGAAAGUUGGAAAGCCACAAUGAAAGCAGAGAAGUUUGAAAAUGUUGAUAUAAGCUCAUCUAUAGCCAUCCUCAUGGCACCCAAAGAAGAUCCUGAAAUCAUAACUGUUAAAAAAGCUUGUCUUGUGACAGUUGAUGUUUUCACAAAGUAUUUAAAAGAUCAAAUUAUGGAAAUAAUUGAUUCUGAUAAGAAAGUGAAACAUUCUAAAUUAGCUGAGGGUGUAGAAGCAGCUAUAUCUGAUAAGAAAUAUGUCACUGGUGUUGACACAAGCCAAGUGGACAUGUGCUAUCCGCCUAUUAUACAAUCUGGGGGCAACUACAGUCUCAAGUUCAGUGCUGUUUCAGAUAAAAAUCAUUUGCAUUUUGGAUCUAUUGUUUGCUCUUUAGGUGCUAGGUAUAAAUCUUACUGUUCAAACAUAGUCCGUACAUUGCUGGUCAAUCCUACGGAUGAAAUACAGAGCAAUUACAAUUUUCUGUUGAAUAUGGAAGAAGAAGUGAUGAAAAAACUAGUUGCUGGAGCAAAAUUGUCAGCAGUUUAUGAAGCUGGCUUAGAAUUGGCGAAAAAGGAGAAGCCUAAUUUGGUAGACAACCUAACAAAAAGUUUUGGAUUUGCAAUGGGUAUUGAAUUUCGAGAAAGUUCUAUUGUGAUUGGUCCAAAAACUACAGUAACAGCUAAAAAAGGAAUGAUAUUCAACAUAAACAUUGGCUUGGCGAACUUGACUAACAGUGCUGCUACUGAAAAAGAGGGAAAGACUUAUGCCCUUUUCAUUGGUGACACAGUAUUAGUGAAUGAGGAGCAGCCAGCCCAACUCCUCACCCAAUCCAAAAAGAAGAUCAAAAACAUUGGAAUCUUUUUGAAAGAUGAUGAUGAAGAGGAAGAAGAAGAGAAAGAAAAUAAGACUGAGAUACUUGGCAGAGGUAAAAGGACCGCUGUCAUAGAGUCAAAGCUGCGUACAGAGCAUUCCUCUGAAGAGAAACGCAAGGAACAUCAAAGAGAGUUGGCCAUUGCCCUCAACGAGAAAGCUAAAGAGCGUUUGGCCAAACAGUCUAGUGGGAAAGACAGUGAAAAGGUCAGGAAAAGUACAGUAUCAUACAAGAGUGUCAGUCAGAUGCCCCGGGAAAAUGAAGUCAAGGAUCUCAAGCUCUAUGUGGAUCGUAAAUAUGAAACUGUGAUCCUGCCUAUCUUCGGGGUGCCAGUACCAUUCCAUAUAUCUACCAUAAAGAACAUCUCACAGUCAGUAGAAGGUGAUUACACAUAUCUCAGGAUAAACUUCUUCCAUCCCGGCGCGACUAUGGGCAGGAACGAGGGCGGGAACUACUCACAGCCAGAUGCUACGUUCGUGAAAGAGGUCACAUAUCGAAGUACAAACACAAAAGAACCCGGCGAAAUAUCGCCACCGUCGUCAAAUUUAAACACCGGCUUCAGACUCAUAAAAGAAGUCCAAAAGAAAUUCAAAACGCGAGAAGCGGAAGAGAGGGAGAAGGAAGACUUGGUGAAACAGGACACACUAGUGCUUUCUCAGAGUAAAGGCAACCCCAAACUGAAAGAUCUUUACAUUAGACCUAAUAUAGUCACUAAGAGAAUGAGCGGAUCUUUAGAGGCACACUCUAACGGCUUCAGAUUCACAUCGGUCAGAGGUGAUAAAGUAGACAUUCUGUAUAACAACAUAAAGAAUGCGUUCUUCCAACCUUGUGAUGGUGAAAUGAUUAUAUUACUACAUUUUCAUUUGAAACAUGCUAUUAUGUUUGGUAAAAAGAAACAUGUGGACGUCCAAUUCUACACGGAAGUGGGUGAAAUAACGACAGAUCUUGGUAAACAUCAACACAUGCACGAUAGAGACGAUCUAGCGGCGGAACAAAGCGAGCGUGAGCUUCGACACAAACUCAAAGUCGCCUUCAAGAGCUUCUGUGAGAGGGUAGAGAAUAUGACUAAGCAGGAGGUCGAGUUUGAUACACCAUUCAGAGAGCUCGGUUUCCCCGGCGCGCCGUUCCGCAGCACAGUACUCCUCCAGCCCACGUCCGGCGCCCUGGUCAAUCUAACGGAGUGGCCGCCGUUUGUGAUCGCCUUAGAAGACGUAGAAUUAGUGCACUUCGAAAGAGUACAAUUUCACCUGAAGAACUUUGAUAUGGUGUUCGUAUUUAAAGAUUAUGCUAAGAAAGUUGCUAUGGUGAACGCUGUCCCUAUGAAUAUGCUAGAUCACGUCAAGGAAUGGCUCAAUUCAUGUGACAUCCGCUAUUCAGAGGGUAUUCAAUCUCUAAACUGGACAAAAGUUAUGAAAACUAUCACCGAUGACAUAGAAGGUUUCUUUGAUAAUGGGGGCUGGUCAUUCUUAGACCCUGAAUCUGAAGAGGAGAAUGCUGCACAGGAAGAAGAUUCGGAAGAGGAGGAUGAUGCGUACGAGCCUACGGAUGCCGAGUCCGAAGAGGAAUCCGAGGACGACUCCGAAUAUGAUUCGGAGGCCUCCGACGAAUCCGACGGAUCCGGUGACAGUGAAGGUGAAGAAGACGAAGAGUCCGGCAAAGACUGGUCAGAUCUAGAGCGCGAGGCGGCCGAGGAGGAUAAAAAGGAGCGCAAUUACGACCGCGAGGACUUCGACCGCAAACGUAAGGGCGGCCGCGAACGAGACCGCGGGCGGUACAGCGACGAGGAGCGCGGCAAGAAGGCCAAGCACGAGAAGCCCUCACACAAGACCUCGCACAAGAGUUCCCACAAGAGUCCACAUAAGAGCCCCCACAAGAGUCCCUCCAAACACUCCAGUUCCAGUCCGUCUAAGAAUCGCGACAAGCAUAAGUCGUCCCACUCCAACGACCGGCACAGCAAGACCAACGGCGACCACAAGAAGCACGGCGACCGGUCGCACAAGCGGUCACGUGACGACAGUCGCGAACACGAACGCUCGUCCAAGAAAGCCAAGAAAUAAAUUACUGCAGACAACGAAGUCUUACAAAUUGUUGUCAUGUGUGGAUACAACGGGUUUUCCUGACCUCACCUCGGUCUAUGAAUCAAUCUCUUAAGUUUACAUCUAGUGUCUGUCUGCAUAAUGUUCAAAAACUGAUUGCCUGAAUGUAAUGUAUGUAUGUAGAUUACCAAUAAUUCCAGCGAUAAUUGUAAUUUAAAUUAUAAGAUUUAAUAAU
Molecule: messenger RNA, 3710 nt
Organism: Diatraea saccharalis (sugarcane borer)
Lineage: Eukaryota; Metazoa; Arthropoda; Insecta; Lepidoptera; Crambidae
Source: the annotation of a GenBank genome assembly